Messenger RNA from Paramuricea clavata, 12567 nucleotides. Lineage: Eukaryota; Metazoa; Cnidaria; Anthozoa; Malacalcyonacea; Plexauridae. The record is from the annotation of a GenBank genome assembly.
AUCGAGUUAAAAGAUUAUAAGUUUUCAUCAAAGUUCAAGAAAGCAUGUAGGCCGGACGUUCAAACUCAUUGCCCAAAAGCUAAAUCCAAGUAAGUAUAUAGCUUAGUAAGACUGCUCGUCAUGCAUCACAAAUGAAAAUAUAUUUGUAUAGGUAAUCAUGCGAUUGCGAGUACAAUUAGGGAUUAAUAGUGCGAGUGAUGUUUGGAAAUUUUGCCAAAAUUGGAGUACUAUUAAUCCCUAAAUGUACGAGCAACAUCGCAUGAUUACUUGUUUAUUAUUAGCAUGACAAAAGUGGAUGCUUCUCAAUGUCAACAUCAUAUUCUCUCGCCAAUGCCCACUCCAGCCAGAGUUUCAACCAAAAUUUGGUGCUUUUGUUCGUAUUUUCAUUUAGUUUUUUUGUUAAAGCAAAAUUUGGUGCUUUUGUUCGUAUUUUCAUCUAGUUCUUCUGGGGCAAUUUUAUUUCACAUUUGUGUUCAAAAUACUUUCCGCUAUUUCGUUUGUUUUGGGAAAAUCAUUAAUGUACUGCAGUACAAUUAGUCAUUCCGAAGUUGACGAGUGGACUGGGGACGAGUGUUAAAAAAGUGCCCAAAUUAAGAAAUGAACCAAAUCACUGAAAAGACCACCUCAAAAUUAGUAAGUAUACAAAGUUUGAAGACGUUUACAUGAAUACCCUUCGACCACAACAUAUGGAAAGCGUGCUUUUUCUCAUGCUGCCCCGGAACUUUGGAACUCUUUGCCAGAAUACAUUAAAUCCGCUGAGUCUAUUUUAGAAUUUAAAUCUUUUUUGAAGACUUAUUUGUUUAAGGAGGCAUAUGCUUGCUAACAUUAUAGCUAAUAUAUUAUAUACGAAAAUACUUUGUUCCACUAAAUCUAUUUUAUCUGUAAUAUAAGUUUAAAUUUUAACUAAUAUAUAAUGUAAAUAUAAACUAUUUCAGUAAAUUUAAAUAGUUUUAAGCCAUUGUAAGCGCAUUGAGAUUUUUAAAUGCGCAUAAGAACAUUAUUAUUAUUAUUAUUAUAUUAAUAAGCUUUCGAAAAUUGUGAAAUUACUGAUUAAAAGAUUGUUUUUGGGACGCGCGUCCCAAAAACAAGAAAUUACAAUACAUUUCAUAGUAAAUAUCACGAUUUUCGAAAGCUUAUUAUUCGAAGGAUAUUCAUGUAAACGUCUUCAAACUUUGUACACUUACUAAUUUUGAGGUGGUCUUUUUAGUGAUUUGGUUCAUUUCUUAAUUUGGGCACUUUUUAACACUCGUCCCCAGUCCACUCAUCAACUUCGGAAUGGCUAAUUAAUGAAAUAAUUGUGCUCCUCUCAACCAAUCAGCAUUCAGUAAUUUUGUCGUGCUAAUAAUAAAAACUAUAAAACGGAAUCGCAAGUUCAAUUCCUACCAGAGGUCCUAUACUGCAUGUACGGUGCAAUUUUUCUUGCAACUUGCAAUGCAAUUCUACUCUUGAGAGAUAUUAAUUAGUGAAAUCAGUGAAGAAUUUUCGAUAUGUUGAGAAAACAUCAGCGGAGUGUAAUGAAGACUCGUAUUUGGCAAUUUUACAUCUCUCAAGAGUAGAAUUGCAUUGCAAGUUGCAAGAAAAAUUGCGCCGUGUAACAUGGCCUUUAGGUCUUAAAAAUGUAUAAGAUUUACGCUCGAAACUUCUAUCUGUAAAACUUUCCAACAUUUGUUUCAUAUACAUUGUGCAGGGCUCGAAAUAGCGGGCUGCCAAUGGCCAAAAGCAUGCAGGCCAUAUUUUAGAAAUGGUAGGCAAAAACAAAUUUGAACUGCCAAGUAAAAAAAAUGGCAGGGGAAAUUCAAUAGAUAUAUUUCAUUUCCUUUGCUUAACACAACUCAUAUAUACUAUAUCAUUUGACUAAUUACGUUUAUAUUUGAAAUGUAAAUCCAAGUUUACUGUAGUAAGUUUAAAAAUAAUAAAAAUACAUGUCAUGAAAACAUUGAUUUUUACAAUAUGACUGCCAUUUUGGCAAUUCAAUGAAUAGAAAGUUUUCUAUCUUUUUCUAUCUAAUAAAAAUGACAGGCUAAAAUUUAUUUCACCUGCCAAAACAUUUUCGACUGGCAGGUAGGCUGUUGCGGUAUAUCGAUAUACCGAUAAUUAUCGUUUUUUUAUAAAUACCGAUUACUCUAUAUUGAAAUUUUCGAUAUAUCGGAAUAUCGUUAUUUUUCGGUAUUAUCGAUAUCACGUUUACGUUUGUAUAUUUAAACGUCAUAUUAAAGCUUUUCAAGUGCUGAUUGGAGUUAUUUCAGAAGGACAAAGACGAUCAAUGUGCUAAAAUCCGUAAAUUAAGGUUAGAGCGAGAGCUAAAACGACAAACACGUCACUUUGUUUUUUACGUUGGUGUUGCAAGGUGCAUAAUAUGUUACAGUUUAUUUCGCUUGUCAAAAAGUGAACUUUUAGAACGUAAACAAUGGUGGAUUACAGUUUUAGAAAAAGCAAAACUGACUAACCUUAUUGGAUAUUGUUUAUCUGCAUGGUGAGAUAGGACAAUCUUUGUUUCAAAUUCGCAGUUGAAUAACAUGUUUUGAAACAAAUUUCCCGGUCAGAAAUAUCACACAUGGUUUAUCCAGUGCGGUAAUCAAUGUUAUGCAUUUUCAAUUUCUAAAGCGGACAUUUCACAGGCUACUGAUCACUGACCUCACACUUCAUUGAAAAUAUCGCGCACGCGAUGAGUCAAAGCUGUUAUAUCGUGGCUGUUUGGCAUCAUUUGAAAACAGAAAAUUUUGCAUUAAUUAAGCAAAUUUUGCAUAAAAUUAAGCAAAAUGCAAUCGCGAAAAAAUACCGAUAUAUCGGUAUUAUCGGUAUUUUUUUCCGGUAUCGGUUUUCGGUUUUUUUCAAUUACCGCAACAGCCUACUGGCAGGCCAUAUUUUUUUCUCUGCUUCGAGCCCUGACAUUGUGUUUUAUCCAUUUCAGGCCUGAAGUUAUUGAGUGUUUGAGUGGGGAGGUUCGUAAAGCUAUUUUUGGUGAGAAAGAUCAUAAAAUCUCGGAGGAAUGUCGGGCUCAAUUACAUGUUGAAAAAAUUCGUCAGGUAUGAGGCCCAGUAUAUGCUAGCCUUUGUAACUCGGGUUGGGUUGCUCGGUGGGCUAUUAGACGAUUUUAGGACGGCAACGCGACGACGACGACCAAAACAAACUCCUUCAAAUAAAUGGUAGUAAAGAUAAUUCGUCGUAUAUUAUCAAUCGUAUGAAUUUAAUACAGUCUUAGAAGUUGAAGAUAAGGGUUUUAUGGUUGGGAAAAGUUCUCCUGAACCCAGUUUGAAGUUACACUUGUUGCGGCUCCAAAUGCAGCCGUUGUAACAAGACCUGAAAAUCUAUGAUUUGGCGUUGGAAAUGGAGCGAGGAUAAUGUCUAAAUUAUUCAUAUAUUGUAAUUAUUCAAUUCUUUUCAAUGAUUUAUUGUAUUGGUAGCCGUUGCCAUCGCAUUGCCGUCCUAAAUCGUAAAGCUUCGCGGAUACAUGAGCAAUAUUUUUGCUGCGAUGGUUACGCAAUGGGUGAUAACAGCAUUGCGUUGCCGUCGCACAAGGUGGCUACACCUGUAAUAUUUCACCUGCAAUAUAUGUCUUCAUAACGCUUUUCAUUGGCUGGUCAAGAAACGUGUCAUUCAUCAACCUUGACCUUCCUUGACCACACCUCCCAAUUUUCGGCAAUCAUUGCCGAAAAUCAAAUUAUUUGAAAUUUCGGCAACGAUUGCGCGCAGCUUUGCGUUGCCGUCGCAGAGCACGAUACACAAGCAAUUUCUUUCUCACGACGGCAAUGCAACGAUUUUACCACCAUUGCGUCGCCAUCGCCAGAAAAGUAUUGCCCGUGUAUCCGUAGCUCAAGGUCUCUAUUGGUAGCUUUCAGCAAACGUCGCAGGCCAACACAUGUUGUGGUCAACUAGAUAUUGACAGGAGUAAGUUAUAGUGAUGUUUUUCAACUCAUGUAUAGGCUGAAGAUAUACAGUUUGAUCCAAAGUUAUAUGAUGCCUGUUCAAAAGAUGUGGAAAAACUCUGUCUUCACGUGCAUAAAGAUGGUCCGGCUGCGGUAAGUGUGUUGUGAAUAACCUUUAAUUUUUACUGCGAUUUUAGAUGCGAUCUUCUUCUGAUGGAUGUGAACGAGUGGAUGAGUUAUGAAUGUUCAAAUGAGGAUACACAUACUCAGAACAUCCAUAACUUAUCUACUCGUUCACAUCCAUCAGGAGAAGAAAGUCGCGCCUAAAAACGCAGUAAAAAUUUGUAAGUGUAAACGGGCCUUUAUACUUAUAACAAUUAUUCGCCGAAGGCGAGGUGAUUAUCGGGUAAUAUUCGCCGAGACGAAGUCGAGGUGAAUAUUCCCCGAUAAUCACCGAGCCUGAGGCGAAUAAUUGUUUUAGUAUUUUUGUGUUUUUUGGGACUGAAUUUAUUUUAAUUUCGCUUAUUUCUUUAUCAGUAUAACGUCCACAAAACGGCUAGCCGCUGUAGGUGAAUAUAACAGCUUAAUACGUCAAAUUUGACCAAUCAACUUGUAGGAUUUGUUAUGUUCACUUGUGCAAAAAUACUAAAACCAAAUAUUCCUGGUUAGCAGCAAACACACCAUGACUACAUCGAGGAGCACGCACCGAGAUAUGGUUAGCGCAUGCUGCACCUUAACGCUGAGUUAAGUCUGCUAUUCAAAGUCGAUGGUAGGGGGAUUGAUACAGUACAGAGCAGGGGCUCUGGCUUGACGUACUUGAAAACUCAUGUAAGUCGAUUUGUUCAUUUUGUUGUUGGUUUUCUCUUGUGCUUUGAAGUUUUUAUCCGGGUAUUCCGGUUUUCUUCCCUCACCAAAACUUGUAAUCCUUUCACCUUAGCUGUUCUCCGUGAUUAUACGUGACUAUAGUUGCGCAAUAGGCGAUCUAUGUAAAGGUUGGUUUUCAUUGCUUUUGGGGACAAUCGCGAUUUCUACUCUGCGAUCGUCGGCAAGCAUCGUGGGCAGGCGAUUGUCCUUAUUUUACGCGAUGUUCGUUAUUUUCAUGAUUCGGUGAGAAUUCUAAGCGGUUAGAUGAUUUGUUUUAUUGUCAUGCAGAAUGUCUACGAUUGUCGCAACAAAACAAUUUUUUAUUUAUCACGACUGCCUGCGACAGUUAUCGCUAAUUGUGCUUGAACAACCAGCCCAGAGUCAUAAUAUGGUAACUUUAUAACCUUUUUUCCUUUUAGGUGUUGGAAUGUCUAAAAAAAUCUGAAGGUGAUUUGUCCGAUGGCUGUUCCAAGAUGAUCUUUGAGAGAGAGGUAUAGACCAGUGACCUCUAUAUGUAUAUCUGGCGUAAGACAUCACGUGCGGAAAGUGAAGCAAAAGAUGGCAGAAAUUGACGUCCAGUGCCCAGUCCCUUAUAGUAGUUCUUGCUGCCGGGUUAAUUUUUUUUGAAAAAUUUAUUGGUUAAAUAUUAAAUGUACAAAUACAAAAUCAUGAAACAUUAACCAAUCGGGAAAGCACGUUAAUCAUGAAAAAAAUCAUGAAACAUUAACCAAUGUUAACCCGUGCGAGGCGCCUUCCCGUUAAGAUAAACUAUAUGUAGUAACAAAUCUAAAAAUUAUGAUAUAAAAGUAAAUAUAACUAUAUGCCUAGUUCAAUGUCAGAGACGGUCAUGAGACAGUGUCCAUGUGCACGGCAUACAGGUUUUUCUUCAGGAUUUUCUCUUGGGUCCGUUUUUGCAGAGAAUAUUGAGUUUAGCUGAACAACUGGGGUGGCAGCAUCCCCCCCCCCCCUACCGGGGGACUGACACUUGUACUCAAUAAAUGUAGUUGAGACAGAAUGUGUUAAAGCAGGGGCACUGAGGGACACUAUAGACUGGUUAAAGAUGGCGAUUGCAUAGUUUUUCUUGUGUUGUGAGAUGAGUUCCAGCCAUUUUUUCUUAUAACUGUCGGGUUUCCAACUGAAAACUAAUUUCCACACGUCACGAAUUUAACUCAAACAACCUCAUUUUUACUGCAUUGAAACUUUGGUGAGAAGAUUGAGUUUCAAAACUCAAUUCAAGAUUGAGUUUUUGGGGCCGUUUAACGGCCCUAAAAAAUUCCUGAAAAAACCCUGGGCCGCAUAUCGAUGUCGAAGUGUGUGUCAAACAGUGUUAGAUAUCUUUGCUUGAUUGUAGCUGUUUAAACCAAGAGAUGCUGGAAAAACCCUGUGCAGAAGCUGUUUUGCAAUAAUACAAUGUUUUUUUUAAUUCAAUUAUUUUGGAAAUAAUACAACUAUACAAUGCCUCGCCCGCGCGCAGGCAGGCAGGCAACCAUAACAUUGGGCUGCCUAUGAUAUUACUUGAUCAUAAUCUAUGAUUACCUUGAAUAUGAUCUUCGGUUUCUGCCUGCAAUCAUUUUUUGCCCGCUUGCUGCAGGCCCGCAAGGGAGAAAUUAGGAGAUGCCUGCGAAGGAAUCUAAAUCUCGUGUCCAGUCUAUUGAUGAGUAAAACGUUUGUGAAUAUGUUAUUUAGAAAGAAGAAGUGGGCGAUGCUGAACUGGAUGUCCGACUGUUCAAAAUGUGUAAACCAAUGAUCAAGGUACAGUGCAUAAUCAUUAUACACUUGUCGACGAUUAUCCCAGGACUGCUAUUCCAAACCCUUCUACAAUUAAUUAUAUCGAGUAUAAAUGCCUCAAAAUUCUGCUUUUCCACGGUCUAUAUAGCUCUGUUUCCAUCACAUGCUUAGUCCUAGCUUUGACGUCCUUUUUCUUACGUUCAUUGACUGAUUUUAAUUAACCCCCCCCCCCCCAGGUAUAUUGGUAUUUAUAUACCUGUUUAAGAACCAGGUAUAUUGGUUUUUAGACAAUCUUACUUUUGGACUUUGGUACACAGUGUAUUUUAUUGUCGAAGUAAAUUGAAAUACGGGUAUAAAGUAUCCUACAUUUACCCAAGAUUACGCACUUUCAGGUAUAUCGAUAUUCUGGUAACCCCCUGGCUAUAGGCCUGACUGAUAGCGUCCCUGCACUUUGGGGCAUCGAACAGAGAAAGGAAACUACAAGAGCCAGGUAUAGAAGGAAGGAGCCAAAUUGGGGCUCUCCUUUAGUUUUGGCACCCUCUCAAAUUAAGUUUUUGUAUUUAUUUUAAGAAAUUCUGUAUGGAUGUCCCACCAGACAAAAUCCUUCAUUGUCUGGAAAAGCAUAAACGUGAAAUGGUGAAAGAAGAUGAGUAUGUAUCAGUCUCUAUUCUCGUCCGUGAACUCAAAGAACGUACCCCCCCCCCCCUCCUUCCCUGAGUCAAGCUAGAAUCGUUAAUGAGUUUACUUAUACUGGAUAAUUAUAUUACUAAUUAGUUAUAAAUUAAGUAAGGACCAUCUCUUUUAAAGGAGAAAACCUUCAUUAUUAAACCUUCAUAGAUUUUUUUAUGAUUUCUACACCGUUCUCCAUAAAGUUUAAGUAAGAGCCAUCCUCUGGAGAUCAGUGUUACUAUAGGAAGAUACCUAAACUAAACUGUAUUUAAAAUAUUCAGUGUUUGAUUAUCAGAUUGGUGAAUUAUACCUUUCGAUGCCUCCACAUAAACAUUCACCUCGUAAUUUUCACGAUUUUGUAUUGUCUCAUUAGAUGCCGUACACUCGUGUUUACCCGACAGAAGAACGCUCUCAAAGGUAUGGACUAUAUAAUCAUUCUACCUAGAUACAUGCAAUAAUCUUAAUACUAUGCUACUACAAUAGUCAAAUUUAGCAAUUUUUGCCCCACUCAUAUUGUCAGCGGACAUCUGACACAGAAUUAUCAACAAUGCUUUCAAUUUUUCAGUUGCUACUUCAUAUAAGGAACACAUAAUAGUUUGAGGUAAUGGACGACUUGCGCUUUAGACUAAAUUUUAAUCUAAGUAAGAACAACGAAAUCUAUCACCACAGCUGGAAAGAGCGUCUUGGAAUUAGUAAUAUUACAAAGUUUGGUUGCGAAAUGUUGUAAAAUACGGAAAAUAUAGCCCUUCAAAGUUGGCAAAUUUGUAUACUUUUGUAUUACGUGCGUGAAUUGGUAACUAAAUUAGUUACCAAUUUCCGCACGUAAUAGAAAUGUAUACAAAUUUGCCAACUUCGCAGGGCUAUAUUUUCCGUAUUUUACAACAUUUCGCAACCAAACUUUGCAGUUUUUCUAAUUUUGGUAACUUCUUUCAGAAAAUAUCCUUUGUUAUUCCCAGAUUAGAAAUUUUUCUAAAGCGUAAGUCGUCCAUUAAAACUUGAAAAUCCUUGAAAGUCCUUGAAUUUGGGAACAAAAAUUUAAGGCCUUGAAAGUCCUUGAGUUUAUAAAGAAGGUCCUGAAAUUGUUUGGCAUUGAGAAUUGGACAUUUUGUAAAUUAAGUUUGUUCAUGUCUUACAAGGGCCAAAGCUGUUUGAAAUUCAUUAAAGUUGCCGUUUGAACAGUUUAACAUAAUUUCUGACUGAUUUUUAAUGCCUUCUUUUCAGCCUUUAGCCCUUGAAAUUUCUGAAAGAUGGUCUUGAAAGUCCUUGAAUUUAACUCUUCCUGAUCUAUGUACGAACUUGCUGGGUUAGGGUUAUGACUCACGUUUAUGAUUUAUGAUCACACAUACCUUAUAAUUUGCUCAAACUGUUUUGUUGGUCUUACAUGAAGUAUUUUUCAUCAGAAAUGAGCCUGCUGUAGUGGGAGAAAAUUUGCCGCAUAUGACCAACGUGUACGUUCUUAUUAUUCUAGAUGUGGACCUUAUGCCUGGGUUAGCGAAAGCGUGUCGUCGUGAUAUAAUCAAGUUCUGUUAUGAUGCAACUAAUAAUGACCAAAUAAUUCCAAGUUUGAAGAAGAACAUCGAGGUUCGUCAGAUAUGUCAUAGCUUCAGGGAUAAAUCGAGCCAGAUUUGGUAUGGGGUGCCACCACCUUUGACCAAGUGCAUAAUCUCUAGAGGGGGAGUUAAUAAGUGAAGCAGUGUCGAAGAGCCUAGCUGGUGAUAAGGGUGGUAGGUUUGCAUUUGAGAAGGAAAUUUGCACUACCACCAUUUUCACUGCAUCACUCUAGUGUUUUCAUCUGGGGUGAUUUAGAGAGGAUUUGUAAUACUUUGCGUUUAUUUACUUUAACCGGAGUAACGAAACCUGAUAUGCCGUUAACUUAUGAUAUUAUUUUGCAUAGGAACUCUCUGGAGACUGUCAAGAAUUUAUUGUGGAUUUGGUGAAAGAAGCAGCAUUAGAUUAUCGUUUAAACCCAUCACUCGCCAAAGAAUGUAGCGACGAGGUACCUUUCAUUUCGUACUAAACAAACUUUCUUUCUACUGGAUAGCUCUAUCAGUUCUAAACUGUCCAGUAACAGUCAUCCCUUCUAGGCCAGCAUUACUACAGCAGGAAACCUAAACUUGACUAACUUUAUUUAUUCUGAAUCAGUCCUAAAAUGUUCGUUCUAGAGGCCAAGCAAGAGCUACCACUUAUUAAACCAGGGUUACUACAGGAAGAAACCUAAAUUUAACUAUGUUCCAGACGAACAGUGAGAGCCUCAGCCAUCGUCUAUUGGUCCAGUGUUUCCAACAAGAGGAAACCUAAACUAAACUGUGUUUAUUUAUUUAGUUUUUAUUUAGUUAUUUAUUUAUACUGGAUAGGUCUAUCAGUUCUAAACUCGGUUUUUUAGAUUGAUACACUUUGUCCUGAUGUUCAUCCUGGACAUGGCGAAGUGAUGGAAUGCUUAAAAGAACACUACAAAAAAAUUGACAACGCCAAAUGUCGAGCUGUAAGUACUGUCCGUAAGGAGUAUUAUCUCUGCUAACAUCCUGACAAAGAGCGUAAGGGAAGAUUUUCACUUACAGAGAAAUAUUUCGCUUGGUUUCUUUUGAAUUGUGAGUAAAUGAGUUCUAUAAUAAGUUCUUUGUAUGAUUGCAUGGCGAUAAAACAUAUAAUACCUUCUUUUUGUGGAAAGACCACGUAAAUUUAUUACUGCAAAGCUAUAUACGGAUCGAAAGCUUUGCAGUAAUACAUUUACGUGGUGUUUCCACAAACAAAAGGUAUUAUAAAUCAAUUCUACUUGACCACUCACAAUGGACCUUUCCCCUUAUAACUAAAAUUUCGAUCUAGACAAAAAUUUCAUCACAGCUUAAAAGAGCAUCACAAAAUUAGUAAUAUUCCAAAGUUUUGUUGCAAAAUCUUGUAAAAUGCGGAUAAUAUAGCCUUGCGAAGUUUGCCGUUUUUCAGUCAUUUUGUAUUACAAACGGGAAAUUGACAUCCGAUUCGGGUGUUGGGGCUGCAAUUUCCCGUUUGUAAUGCAAAAUGACUGAAAAUUGCAAACUUUGCAAGGCUCUAUUUUCCUCAUUUUACAACAUUUCGCAACGAAACUUUGGAAUAUUACUAAUUUGGUAAUGCUCUUUCAAGCUGUGAUGAAAUAUUUGUCUUGAUUUGCCUAGAUCAAAAUUUUGGUUAUAAGGGGAAAGGUCUAUUCAAAAGAAAUUGAGCGGAAAAUAUUCUUGCAAGGGGAAAUCCAGCUUAAGAAAAGUCUAUUGUCUGGAUUUUGUGUGACUAUGUUUCUCAUGCAUGGUUUUUUUGCAAUACAGGAAUUCAAAGAAGUACUUUUUGAAGAGCGUACUGAUAUUAUGGCCGAUCCUGUACUGCAUGACGCUUGCUCAAGAUCAGUGACAAAACAUUGCGAUGGUGUGAGUCAUGGUCGGGGAAGAAGUAGGUUUUCAGUGAAGUCAGCUCCCUCAAACAUUUCUUACAAAUCCUUCAAAACUUAGAAUUUACCUAUAUGCAAAAUGCCUACUGUGAUCACAGAAACGUUGAUAGUGUAAACCAGACUUUAAUCCCAAAUCCUGAUCCCUAAUACUAAUCCUAACUCUAAUCCUUGUGACGUCAUUUUGGGAUACGAAAAACUUUGGGAAAUUGUAUUGUAUAGGAGCUAUACACGUCUGUUCGACAUAAAGAUUAGUCAAUAACCCAGUGUGUUUUUUCUUAUAGUUUUACAAUGCCUAAUGGGCAUAUUGGAGAAAGGUCAAAUAGUGGAAAGAGAAUGUCGUAAUAUUCUGAAUUCAAGGAAACAAAUCUGGACAGGUUUUGGGGUAAUAUAUUGUAAAUUUAUUCAAUCUUAGUAUACAUGCACCUUAGUAUCGUAGCUUAGGUUCGUAGCGGUCUUUGAAAUCCUUGAAAGUCUUUUAAUUUGAAUGCAGGUCUUUAAGGUCUUUGAAAAGUCUUUGAAGUGUGUGGAAAAGCGAAGAAAGUCUUUAAAAGUCUUUAAAUUCUUUAGUGAUUAUUUGAUUAUACGAUUUUCUAACUAAUAAAAUAGAUUGAUUGAAGCAAAAUUUGACGAAAAAGUGCAUUUUAGGAUGUGAUUUGACGGGACUAAUUACCUGGUAAAAUGGUGCUUAUACAUCGCAAUUUUUCGACACCUGAUUGCUCGCAAAGGUCUUGGAAAAGUCUUUGACAAUAGGCAGAAAAAAUCUUUGAAAUUUUUUGGUCUUGGAGACUACGAACCCUGUAUGCAUGAACUUGUGAUUAGAGCUCGACAACUGAACUCUGUAGCUCUGGGCCGAGUUGUUCAAAGCUGGGUUAACGCUAACCCGCGGUUAAAAUUUAAUCUGUUGUUUUAGUUUAUCUAUUUCUGCCCGUCUGUGUAUUUCAAAACUUCAGAGAAGAAAACUUUUACUGAUUCAGACAAGAUCUCGGAAGAAAUAUUUCCAAAUUUAUAAACAAGCUCUUGGGAAGUUUGCUUUGAAUAUUAAGUUAACCCAGGGUUAAGCUAACCCAGCUUUGAACAACCGGCCCAAGUUAGUUUGACCGCUGCACUGGAACCGCAGGAUCGCAGCUUCGAUUUCUGCCAGGCAGAGGGUCUAUAGUUUCAUAUUUGUCAACUGCUUGCCUGGUCUUAUACUGCGGAUUUCGAUUUACCGUUUCAGGGCUUCCGUUUCCAGUGAUUGUUUUUCCGUUAAAACGAACAAGUUGCUAAGGGCCAAUGUCAAUGUUACUAAGUGAAGUCUAGUGGUCUUUGUCCGUUUUUUUCUUCUCCGUUGUUUAUCAUUUGUGAAUGUAACUGUUAUAUUCGUAUUUAUCUCGUCAUUGGCAACAUUUUGAUAUAUAAUUUACGAAGCUUUGUGGAUUAUUUCAUGUUUUUAUUGAUAUUUUGGAAAUUGUAGCGUAUAAAAGGCCAGUAAAUAAUUUUGAAGCCUUUUAUACGCUACAAUUUCCAAAAUAUCAAUAAAAACAUGAAAUGAUCCACAAAGCUUUGUAAAUUAUAUAUCAAAAUGUUGCCAAAGACGAGAUAAACACGAAUAUAACAGUUACAUUUACACAAAUGAUAAACAACGGACAAAAAAACAGCGGACAAAGACCACUAGACUUCACUUAAUAACAUUGACAUUGACCGUUAGAAACGUGUAUGUUUCAACGGGAAAACGAUUACCGGAAAUUAAAGCGCUGAAAUCGAAAUCCGCAGUAAAUGUAAAAAAUUCACACUUGAAAUUUCCAUCAACAAAACUCUUCAAAAUUAUCAUAACUGAUGUUUGUGUUUUUUUUUCUUUAGGUCCCAGUUCCCGAGCAUCUGACUGAUCUUGCCUCGGUCGUGAGUAGUUGUCCACGCGGAAAGUAUUUCUUUAUAGGUUUCUCUUGUGCUCUCGCCAUCAUUUUUAUCGCUGGACUAAUUUAUAGACGUCUUACAAAGCGUGUCACAAGCGAGGCUAAAUACCGUCAAAUUACCGUGGAUGCUUGA